AUGCCUAUUCCUCUGGGUGCGUCACUUAGUGAUCCCUACUUUGUUUUUGCACAGAUUCUACACACUGUUAGUUCGUUUUGUCUCGUGUUGGGUGGAGUACGUGUAGUGCUUGGUCUUAUUUCAAUAAUAAUCUUUGGUAGUGGUAGUAAUAAUAGUGGUAAUAAUGGUAGUAAUAAUAAUACUGCUUCUGUUUCCUUAGCCACCUCAUUGGGGUAUUGUUUUCAUAUCCCACUGCGAUCUCUUUUUGCUGUUAGAGUUGCAGAUGCCUCUGAUGGUUCCGCCUCUCGUUUUUUUCUUAUGCAUAUCAUCACAGCUCUUAUUAUGUCGUGGCCACUUGCUUUAACGAUUCAACGCCGUAAGUUUGCGCUGGACUUUACCUUCACAUUGUAUGUUAUUUACUUUUUCAUGUGUUGCUGUGUGGAGCGACGUUUAACUGGUGGUGGAGUUUCGUGGUGGUUGUCGGUACUUGCCGGGUUUGGUAUUCUUUACAGUGCCACUACGGUGGUGUGUAAACGGCGGGAGUUGGCGGAUAUCUUCUUUCCACUUUCCACCAAUGCUGGGAAUAAUAAUAAUAAUAAUAAUAAUAAUAAUAAUAAUAAUAAUAAUAAUAAUAAUAAUAAUAACACUGGUGGGAAUAUGGCGACUGUUGGGAGUGGUGUGAGUAUGGAUACCGGGAUGGGGUUGAGUGGGGCUGUUGACACGAUAGGCACUGAGGCGGAUGGGCGGUCCUUUGCAAAUGGAUGUAGUUCACCAUCACACGCGAUAGAGGCAGUGUUGAUGGGACCAGGUAGUGCUAGUAAGCGGAGACGUUAA
Trypanosoma theileri is the source of this 813-nucleotide messenger RNA. RefSeq lists its product as uncharacterized. NCBI's taxonomy places the organism in Eukaryota, Euglenozoa, Kinetoplastea, Trypanosomatida, Trypanosomatidae. The transcript has a single exon. The record is from RefSeq and is a predicted model, not a curated record. The coding region runs from base 1 to 813 and encodes 270 amino acids. Gene Ontology annotation, biological process: Golgi to plasma membrane protein transport; protein localization to Golgi apparatus; Golgi to endosome transport. Gene Ontology annotation, cellular component: trans-Golgi network; Golgi membrane.